Molecule: messenger RNA, 423 nt
Organism: Culex quinquefasciatus (southern house mosquito)
Lineage: Eukaryota; Metazoa; Arthropoda; Insecta; Diptera; Culicidae
Product: speckle-type POZ protein-like
Exons: 1
Coding region: 1-423 (140 amino acids)
Biological process (GO): proteasome-mediated ubiquitin-dependent protein catabolic process; regulation of proteolysis
Cellular component (GO): nucleus; cytoplasm
Molecular function (GO): ubiquitin protein ligase binding
Source: RefSeq, a predicted model, not a curated record
AUGUUCAACCAUCCGAUGCAGGAAAACAUAGAGAAUUCCGUGACCAUUGACGAUGUCGAACCGGAAGUCUUUAAAGAACUGCUGCGGUACAUCUACACCGAUGAGGUGACCUGCCUGGAGACGAUGGCCUUCAAGCUGUACGCGACCGCUGACAAGUACGCCCUCUCGACGCUGAAGAGUAUCUGCCGCUGUCACAUUUUGAAGACGCUCUCUUUGGACACCGGAAUAAAAACGUUGAUGCUCGGUGAUACGCACAGCGAUCGGGACAUGAAGGAGUAUACGCUGCAGUUCCUGAGCCGAUCUGGCGUUGCCGGCAAGCUGACUUCCACGGCCGACUGGAAGAAAAUGUUCCUUACUCAUCCACAUCUCGUCAACGAGACCUUCGACGCGUUGGCCCGCAAGGUUGCUUCCACGGAAGAAUGA